Ylistrum balloti is the source of this 1083-nucleotide messenger RNA. RefSeq lists its product as uncharacterized. The transcript is spliced from 3 exons. Gene Ontology annotation, cellular component: membrane. Bases 1 to 1083 code for a protein of 360 amino acids. Lineage: Eukaryota; Metazoa; Mollusca; Bivalvia; Pectinida; Pectinidae. The record is from RefSeq and is a predicted model, not a curated record.
AUGCUACAACUUUACCGGAAUCCGAGCCUGUGGUCGGUGCUUGCUCUCUGCGCAUACGCACUGAACCUGUUGUUCCACGUGAUUGCAUUCUGCUCCGAUCAUUGGGCAACAUGUAUAUACAUGGGCAAGCACACCUGGUUCGGACUAUGGCAGGGAUGCUGGACUGACGACAUCACCAAAGAAACCAAGUGUUCGGACAGUAUUUUCCAACACCCUUCGUUCAAUUCAGGUAAACAGACAGGUUGGCAUAAAGGUGCACAAGUUUUGAUGACUAUUUCCCUCAUCUCGUUGUUAUUCACGGAAGUCAUCCUCAUUGGCUACGCAUGUGUAGUGAAACUGGAAUCAUACAAGCCACGUAUGAUUGGAAUGUUGAUCGGACUGUCUAUUUCAGAAGUAUUUAUAACCGGCAUUGUAAUCAUGAUGGUAGGGACAGAGGUGAUGUUGUUGGAGAGUGGACAUAUGUCCUGGGGCUAUGGAAUAAAAUGUACCUGCCUGGUUUUAACUUUAAUUACGUUAUCACUGGUGUACAAAGACAGGUAUCAUUUCUUCGGAAGUCGCGCCGAUUUGGUGACACAAAGUGAAAAGGCCAGCGACAAGAACGACUUUGACAAUCCUGCAUUCACCGAUAAGAAUUCGAACGAUUUUUCCGGUUCCUUGAUGGCGUCCUCUACGAAACUCUCAUCAAGUGGUCUGGGAACUUUGGAUAGAGAUUCUCGAAGUUUUUCUUGUUCUGAUAUAUUCACAGUAACGCCUGGUGUCAGUUUCCUUCAGGAACCGUCAGAGAAGUCGAGGGGUCGUUUUGGUGGAUCGGCAGAUAACGUUGCUAGGACAAGUGAUUUCCACAAUUUGAGACAGAGUGGAAUAGCAAGUUCGCGGGAUAGACCGGACGGCACUUUCCCUGUUAGUCUUUCACAGGAACCAACCUGUAGAAUUUCCUUUGACAGUCUAACAAUAAAAACCAAAUCUGUAAAUAUGAGUCCGGAUCCAAAUAACAUCCACCAUGAAGCGACUGUUCACCAGCAACAAAAGAAGGGUAGCUGUUCGCGCUUACCUUCCAGUAGCUCAAUCGAAAGUGAAGUGUGA